Cucumis sativus (cucumber) is the source of this 1633-nucleotide messenger RNA. Its product is annotated as nicotinate-nucleotide pyrophosphorylase [carboxylating], chloroplastic. Bases 246 to 1379 code for a protein of 377 amino acids. The record is from RefSeq and is a predicted model, not a curated record. NCBI's taxonomy places the organism in Eukaryota, Viridiplantae, Streptophyta, Magnoliopsida, Cucurbitales, Cucurbitaceae. Gene Ontology annotation, cellular component: cytoplasm. Gene Ontology annotation, biological process: quinolinate catabolic process; NAD+ biosynthetic process. The transcript has 11 exons. Gene Ontology annotation, molecular function: nicotinate-nucleotide diphosphorylase (carboxylating) activity.
UCUUCAAACCAAACUUUUUGUUUAACACUUCUUUUUCAUUCUUUUUUCUAACAGUCGAACCUCUCGCAAGUUCUUCCUCUCUUCUCUUUUUUCAGUUCCCCUUCGUCCUCAAUUUCUCUUUAUCUUCCAAUAUAAUCGUCAUUUUUUUUUUAAAUUUCCACUGUGAACCACACAUUCACUGCCGGCAAGACUCAUACAAUCGCAAUUCUGCUUUAUCUGCACACUCAAUUAAGUCAUUUGGGUAGAUGUAUAUGCUGAAUUUGUAUAGACCCUCUUUCGGGCAUCUCUGGAAAUGCUGUGAACAUAAGGAUUUGUGCGGCUAUUCUAGAGGGUUAACACGCAUUCCAAUCUCUACUGCUCGCUGCUUAGGUUCCAGGAAAAUUAUUGCCAUGUCUGCAUCUGUGUCAAAAGAUUCUGGGAUAUCAGUUGCAUCAGCAGCAAUCCAGCCUCCAUCUCACCCUACCUAUGAUCUGCGUGGCAUCAUCAAAUUAGCCCUUGCAGAAGAUUCUGCUGACUUUGGUGAUGUAACAUCUUUGGCAACUAUCCCUUCUGACAUGCUAGUGGAUGCUUUCUUUUUGGCCAAAGAGGAUGGCAUUGUUGCUGGUAUUGCUCUUGCAGACAUGGUUUUCCAGGAGGUUGAUCCUUCAAUUAGGGUGGAAUGGUCAAAAAAAGAUGGAGAUUAUAUUCAUAAAGGAUUGCAAUUUGGAAAAGUUUCUGGGCAAGCACAAAGCAUUCUUGUAGCUGAAAGGGUGGCACUAAACUUUAUGCAGAGAAUGAGUGGAAUUGCAACUUUAACCAAGGCAAUGGCAGAUGCUGCAAGCCCUGCGUGCAUUCUGGAAACGAGAAAAACUGCUCCAGGUUUACGUUUGGUGGAUAAGUGGGCGGUAUUAAUUGGUGGAGGUCAAAAUCACAGGAUGGGUUUAUUUGACAUGGUGUUGAUAAAAGAUAAUCAUAUAUCAGCAGCUGGAGGCAUCUCAAAUGCCAUUAAAUCUGUGGACUUGUAUCUGCAACAAAGGGAACUUAAAAUGAAUGUAGAGGUUGAGACCAGGACUCUCGAGGAAGUUCAUGAGGUACUACGCUAUGCAACUCAAAACAAGACAUCCUUAACUAGGAUGAUGUUGGAUAAUAUGGUAGUUCCACUGCCAAGUGGUGAUGUUGAUGUUUCCAUGCUUAAGGAGGCUGUAGGCAUAAUCAAUGGGAGAUUUGAGACUGAGGCGUCAGGAAAUGUUACUCUCCAUACUAUACAUAAAAUUGGACAAACUGGGGUUACUUACAUAUCCAGUGGUGCGCUGACACAUUCUGUGAAAGCACUUGAUAUCUCCUUGAAGAUAGACACAGAAUUGGCCCUUCAAGUUGGAAGACGUACAAAACGAGCUUGAUUGAUGAUUCAUUCUUGUAUUUGUAUUUGGUAAAAUAUUUAUCCACUCUAACUUUACAACUGUCACCCUUUUUUCUUUUUCUUUUUUUUUAUUGGAAUUGCAAAUUUGGUUCAUAGUUUGAUAAAUUAUCUUAGGUAGUAUCUAUCGCUGGUGGUUGAUACUACGGGGUGAAGUUACCCAUCUAUCUUUUAAGGAGUACUAAGUUCCUUUGAUUUUUCAUGAAGUUUUAUCAAUUAGUCUCAAUGUUUAGUUAA